AUGCUUGGGCAACUCGUCGCUUACGAAGCAGAACACGGCUGGCACGGCGCGUACAGACCAGCAAUGGUAGAGGAGCUAGCCUCGUCGUCGGCGCCGUCGCCAGAGAUCCUGACAGGCACUGACAAAGUAGCGUACGAGUGGACUGGCACGGUGUUGCUUCUGUCCGUUCUCUUUCACGACGUCGUCUACGAUCCAACUCGUGGCGACAACGAGAAUGCAAGUGCGGUGGUCGCCGCGGAGUUCCUCCAGAUGAUGCAGCGUGAGAGUGAGGCGAUCAUCAGCUCUUCAGUAGUACUCACUGCCGCCGCUGCUGCACCGACUAGCGUGGCCGGCUCGUCUGCAUUGUCUUCCGCGAGUAGUAUCACAGGCGCUGUGGACGAUGUGAGCCAGCAGCACUCUCCUUCCUUCUCUUCUGCACUGCCGCUUCUCUGGGUCGACGCACAGGCGAUUGAAUUUGUGCGUGACUCCACAAUGACGUACAUACUGAAGACGAAGGAGCACCUCUUGGUUGAGCCGAAGCAGCCGUUGCGCCUGCCAGCCUCUCCUGCAGAGACCUCCACAUGGGCAGAGACGGUGGUAGCGAGUGCUGUUGUGCAGCAGGGCCGUGACGACCCACUGCAUGUGUUUCUGGAUCUGGACCUGGCCAUCCUUGGACACCCGGACGCCGACACGUAUCGUCACCGCUACGCAGAGAACAUUCAGCGCGAGUACAGCCACUACCCCCGCGCCGACUUCUUGAAGGGACGUGCUGGCUUCCUGAACGACUUUGCGCAGCACCCGCAGUGGUACAAGACACCGUACUUCUUCUACCGACUUGAGGCUCAAGCGCGACACAACACUGCGCAGGAGUCGAAGGCGUUGAGCGUGGAGCUGGCAGAGGUGCAGUUGGCAUCCUGA
Messenger RNA from Leishmania braziliensis MHOM/BR/75/M2904, 897 nucleotides. RefSeq lists its product as hypothetical. Lineage: Eukaryota; Euglenozoa; Kinetoplastea; Trypanosomatida; Trypanosomatidae. The coding region runs from base 1 to 897 and encodes 298 amino acids. The record is from RefSeq and is a predicted model, not a curated record. The transcript has a single exon.